Lactuca saligna is the source of this 834-nucleotide messenger RNA. The record is from the annotation of a GenBank genome assembly. NCBI's taxonomy places the organism in Eukaryota, Viridiplantae, Streptophyta, Magnoliopsida, Asterales, Asteraceae.
AUGCCUAAGGGUAGUAAAGGUAACAUUAUUGAGUAUGGGGAGUGCUCUGUGUCUGCUGCUCCUGCUAUGCGUAGAAGUAAACGGUCCCAACUUAUUGCUUUUGCUGCACUUCCUACAUACUAUGACUGUGGUGAUUGUGUUUGUGUUUGUUGGUUUUAUGGAGCUCUGUUUUGGUAUGUUGAAAGGGUUAGAAAUCAUUAUGAAACCAAUUGUCCUAAGUAUAAUCAUUGUUAUAAGGAAGGUUCUGUUGUGUUUCCUCUUCCACCAACACCUCCUUCUGAAAUUUAUAACCUUUAUGCAGACAUUGUUUUUUUGAAUGAUAUCAGAGGUUAUAAUAGUAUGUUUUCCAUGACAUCUUUUGGGGUUGUUGUUGAUAAGGAUAUAAUUAGUGGUCGUGCCCCAUAUGUUUUUAAGGUUUCAGGUCAGGUCGUUCAUGAUCUUGGUAGGAGAGAUUUCGAUGCUGGUAUUGUGCGUGUUCUAAUGGAAUCCCUUUCUAAUCACAAUGAAUAUGUUAGGACAUUUAAAACAACUAAGGAGAUGGAUAAGGUUAUGAAUAUGGAUUCUUAUGCAGUUCGUUUGUAUAGUAACAUCCCGGAUCGUAGAGACGGUUCACCUACACCUGACACUUUAGGUUGUAUUGUUAUCGGUGAUGAUAGUAAUUCAGUCAGCUAUGAUAUUGUUGUCUACUCUAAAUCUGGUUGUCCUCAACGAGUGAGUAAACUUCAUCCCAGUUAUAUGUCGUUACAAUAUCCUUUGCUUUUCCCGUUUAGUAAGGACGAUUGGUCUCCGCGUUUGAAAUUACAGGUGAUACAGGUACCAGUUUUAGAAGCCUAA